AUGCCGAGGUACACGGUGCAUGUCCGAGGAGAAUGGCUGGCAGUGCCGUGCCUAAGCUCCACAAACACCGUUGAGUGGCUGGGAAAGGAAGCUGUGAGACGGUACAUGAAAAACAAACCUGACAAUGGGGGAUUUGCCUCAGUGGAAGAAGUAAAGUUUUACAUCCGAAGGUGCAAGGGACUUGGCUUGCUGGAUCUUGAUGAUACCGUGGGGGAUGCUCUAGAGGACAAUGAAUUUGUUGAAGUUGUUAUAGAAGGAGAUAUAAUGUCUCCAGAUUUCAUACCAUCUCAGCCAGAAGGAGUUCAUUUAUACAGCAAAUACCGAGAACCAGAACAGUAUAUUUCUUUAGAUGGCAACAGCCUAACAACCGAGGACUUGGUCAAUUUAGGAAAGGGACUCUACAAGAUAAAGCUCACACCCGAAGCUGAAGUUAAAGUCAAACAAUCACGAGAAGUGAUUGAAAGGAUUGUAAAGGAACAGACAGUUGUUUAUGGAAUCACCACAGGUUUUGGAAAGUUUGCCAGGACUGUCAUCCCAAACAGUAAUCUGAGGGAGCUUCAAGUGAACUUGGUUCGUUCACAUUCUGCAGGUGUGGGGAAACCUUUGACCCCAGAAAGAACUCGCAUGCUGUUGGCCCUGAGAAUCAAUGUCCUAGCCAAAGGAUACAGUGGAAUAUCCCUAGAAACCCUCGAGCAAGUAAUUGAAGUGUUUAAUGCAUCCUGCCUUCCCUACAUCCCAGAGAAAGGGACAGUUGGAGCCAGUGGGGACUUGGCCCCUCUCUCUCAUCUUGCUCUGGGAUUAAUUGGAGAGGGAAAGAUGUGGUCCCCGAAGAGUGGCUGGGCUGAUGCUAAAUAUGUCCUGGAAGCCCAUGGACUGAAACCAAUUACCUUGAAACCAAAAGAGGGUCUGGCCCUCAUCAACGGGACACAGAUGAUCACCUCUCUGGGGUGCGAGGCGGUCGAAAGAGCCGGGGCUAUAGCGAGGCAAGCUGACAUCAUUGCUGCCCUCACACUCGAAGUCCUGAAGGGUACAACGAGGGCCUUUGACACUGAUAUCCAUGCAGUGCGCCCGCACCGAGGGCAGGCUGAAGUGGCCUUUCGAUUCAGGUCCCUUCUAGAUUCUGACCAUCAUCCAUCAGAAAUAGCAGAGAGCCAUAGAUUCUGUGACCGAGUUCAGGACGCGUACACAAUGCGCUGCUGCCCUCAGGUCCAUGGAAUUGUAAAUGAUACAAUUGCUUUUGUGAAGGACAUAAUAACAACCGAAAUCAACAGUGCCACGGACAACCCUAUGGUGUUUGCUGAAAGAGAAGAGACCAUUUCUGGAGGAAAUUUUCAUGGAGAAUAUCCUGCAAAGGCUCUGGACUAUUUAGCAAUUGGUGUGCAUGAACUCGCUGCAAUUAGUGAAAGAAGAAUUGAGAGGCUCUGCAACCCCUCACUCAGUGAACUGCCUGCAUUUUUAGUCACUGAAGGAGGUCUGAACUCAGGCUUCAUGAUUGCACACUGCACAGCAGCUGCCCUGGUGUCUGAGAACAAAGCCUUGUGCCACCCCUCUUCUGUGGAUUCUCUCUCAACCAGUGCUGCUACAGAGGAUCACGUGUCCAUGGGAGGAUGGGCUGCAAGGAAAGCCUUGAGAGUUAUUGAGCAUGUGGAACAAGUUCUGGCUAUUGAGCUGCUUGCUGCCUGCCAGGGCAUUGAAUUCCUACGCCCUCUGAGAACGACAACCCCAUUGGAGAAGGUCUACGACCUUGUGCGCUCCGUGGUGAGGCCCUGGAUAAAGGAUCGCUUCAUGGCACCAGACAUUGAAGCAGCUCACAGGCUGCUCGUGGAGCAGAAGGUGUGGGAAGUGGCUAAACCUUACAUUGAAAAGUACAGGAGGGAACACAUCCCUGAAUCAAGACCCAUUUCACCUACAGCUUUCUCCCUGGGCUCGCUGAGAAUGAGUGCAGAUGAUAGUCACGACCACAGGCAUCAGAAUGAACUUUAA
This is a messenger RNA of Hirundo rustica (Barn swallow), 1983 nucleotides long. RefSeq names its product histidine ammonia-lyase (gene HAL). Gene Ontology annotation, biological process: L-histidine catabolic process. The record is from RefSeq and is a predicted model, not a curated record. NCBI's taxonomy places the organism in Eukaryota, Metazoa, Chordata, Aves, Passeriformes, Hirundinidae. Gene Ontology annotation, cellular component: cytoplasm. Gene Ontology annotation, molecular function: histidine ammonia-lyase activity. Bases 1 to 1983 code for a protein of 660 amino acids. The transcript is spliced from 20 exons.